UUAUUUUGCUUUCUCUGCAUCCAAGCAGACUUAAUCCGAGAAAAUUCCAUUCAACUGGUGGAACUCGGAUUCCUCUCGUCAAACACCAUUUCUUCAUACACCCCCCACUUCUCUUUCUAAUUCCUUCUCGGGAAACUAACUUUCUCUUUCAACACUGUUCUUCACGGACUUAUCCACUUCUUACCCUUUUUCUUCCCCAAUUAAUCCAUUUCCCGGACGUUGUUUGAUUUUGAUUUUGUGGGUUUUUUUCGUUGUGAUGAAUAGGCCUCAACAACAUCCCCAAUCUGGGGUUUUUUAUGAGAUUUCGUCUCUGCUUUUGAAAAUUCUACGAUCGCCGCCUCCUCCGGUGCCUUUUUCCGAUCAUGUUCUGGAACUAUCUUCCGCUAUUUCCUCAUCGUCCGGAAUUUUGCCUUCCUCUCAGAUGACCCCAGCUGGAUUCGCGGCGUUGCUUUUGGGGAUUUCGUUGGCUUUGAUGCUUUGUGGAUCGGUUACUUUCUUCCUUGGUUUCAUGUUGAUGCCUUGGAUUCUCGUUUCGGUGAUGAUUUUUUAUGUGGCUGGGAUUGUCUCUAGCCUCUCUAUGUUGGGUCGCUCUUUACUUUGUUGUUUCACCGCUCCAACGCCUCGGAAAGAUUUUCAUGGUUGGAAACAAAUGUAAAUAUGAAGAAACUUUUGUUCAACCAGACAGUUGAAUUAUUUACCGGAGGAUGGAGUGCAUGGGGCUUACAGGAUAAUCGGAGUAAAGAUGCCCUUGUGAAUGAAUGGUGCUGCCUCUAGAAAUUUAUAGGCAAGAUGAAGUUUGAAUGGUUUGCCACAGUUUGUUGUUUUUGAAGUUGUGGGAGUGACAUUGUGUUAAGAAUCUUCCUACUUUUGAGACUGUUCAGAGUCCAUUUCAUCCAUUGUUUUCUUCAAAUCUUUUGAUCAUAUGUAACUGCCACUGUUUGAAAUGCCUGUUAGGCAAUCAAAAAAAAAAAAAAAGGAUAUUGAAAUUGACAGCCUCGUUGUUUCGUUACAACACAGAAAUGCUCUUUUUCA
Messenger RNA from Benincasa hispida (wax gourd), 1032 nucleotides. RefSeq lists its product as uncharacterized. The record is from RefSeq and is a predicted model, not a curated record. Lineage: Eukaryota; Viridiplantae; Streptophyta; Magnoliopsida; Cucurbitales; Cucurbitaceae.